Molecule: messenger RNA, 1074 nt
Organism: Penicillium verhagenii
Lineage: Eukaryota; Fungi; Ascomycota; Eurotiomycetes; Eurotiales; Aspergillaceae
Exons: 3
Coding region: 1-1074 (357 amino acids)
Cellular component (GO): membrane
Source: RefSeq, a predicted model, not a curated record
AUGUCAAACGGUCUGCCUUUUCUGAACAAGUUGCGCAAGCCGGAGCUGGCUGAAAUCGCCGAGUCAACCGACCUACAAGACUACGAUGACUACAACAAAGCCGAACUGAUUGCCGCGUUGGAUAAGCACCUCAAUGAUAAUCGCUCCAUCUUCUCUGGCGAAAAGAGACUCGCCGAGUUCUAUUCACGCCUGUCGGGAGCCACGCGUAGAGGCUCACCUGUGAAGCGCGAACCUCGGGUCGACCUUUCUCCUGUGACCGAGAAGAAGACCCCUGCUCGUCGAUCAACGAAGCCAAAAGAGGAGGAGGAGUCCGCCGAGUCUGACGAUGCUCCUAUCAUAACUCCGGCCGUAAAGAAGACCCUCACUUCCGCUGCGCGUGCCACUCCGCGAUCUGUGCGAUCUGUUGUUGAGUCAGCAAAUGCACAAUUCCCCCCGUCGCCUGCCGUGGUGACCGACGCCAUUGACCGUCAAACUACGAAGAUGCGCGAAGGGUUGGAACACGUGUGGACCAAAUCUGGUUUUAUUGAGCAUUCACACGCUCUGCGCGCAACUUUGAGCAGCCUUAAGGUCAUUGAGACUAUUUUUGUCCUUGUGGAGGCUGGCUACGUUCUCUACGAGCUUGUACCUCUCCGUUACCUCACCACUACCCCUACCGUGCCCGCCGCAUAUCUUCCCUCGUUCUCGAUUAAAGUUCCCGAUCUUUUUGUCCUUUUAACUGGAGCAUUCUGGGCUCCAUUCACUCUAUGGUUUCUCACCAAUCUGGGCUUGCCGCUAGUCGCUGCUUACUUCUUCAACUUGAGCUGGCAAGCUGCCACUGGUGGUGCCCAGGGUCCUGCGCGUCGUACUCGCUCAACGCCAACUCUCGCCAGCUUUGAUCCCCUAUCCUUCAACAUCGCUAAGGCUUUGCUGGUGUAUAAGGUCUAUGUUGAGCAUUUUGACUUUGCCGAUCUGUUUAGCAAAUAUGCCAUUCAAAAGGUCAACUUCUCUAUUCCCGGCCAGUAUAGUGGUAUGCUGACCGGGACCGCCAUUGGUGUCAUCGGAACUCUUUACGAGGCCAUUCUGCGGCGUUCGUAA